UUGGCUUGUCAUUUUCUCUCGGCGCUCGCUCCCUAGCUAUCAGGUCGCGGCCUUCCAUGCACGGACGAUGUAGCGAUGCACUGGCGCUGAUCUCGCGGAUUGUGCCAUCGCUGGACACACUUUGCGCAUUCCCUCUAAUUUUAGAAAGAAAGAAAAAACACUGAUCGGGAUACAACACGCGGGCUCUGAUCCCCGUGUCCACCAUAGAUCAAUUGGUUAAAGGGACGGAGGUUACUCGAUUUAUCGCUCUGAUCCUCAGCGAGUGUCUUUGGGAGGAUUCGAUUCUCAGGAACAUCUAGGAAAAGAAGAUCAAAGCAUCAUCGGUGCCUUUCUCUGCGUGUUUUAUUCACACACGGACACACUGUCACGGGAAUUAAGGACCAUACUGAGAUCACACAGCCCGAUGCUGUUGAGCGCAUCCGGAACCGAUCGUUCCAGUGCUUUAUAAGAUGCGGUGUGUUUGUCAGAGAGGAUGGCGUGUGUGAGAUGGAACUUCAGUGAGUCAGUGCAGAGGUCAUCGGGGUCAUCAGUGGUCAUGUGGUCCACACGCCUACUCUUGCUCUUCGCCCUCUUUACACCUGUCACACUCGUUUUAAGUCGUGCUCCGGUGCCUAUGGCUGUGGUGCGUCGAGAGUUGUCAUGUGAGGGCUAUCCUAUUGAACUGCGCUGCCCGGGCACGGAUGUCAUUAUGAUCGAGAGCGCCAAUUAUGGGCGCACAGAUGACAAGAUCUGUGACUCGGAUCCCGCUCAGAUGGAGAACACUCGCUGCUAUCUGCCUGACGCCUACAAGAUUAUGGGCUUCAGGUGUAACAACAGAACUCAGUGUGCAGUCGUUGCUGGUCCUGAUGUUUUUCCUGAUCCCUGUCCUGGAACGUACAAAUACCUUGAGGUUCAGUACGAGUGUGUGCCAUACAAAGUGGAGCAGAGAGUCUUUCUCUGUCCAGGUGUACUGAGAGGUAUUUACCAGAGCGAACACCUAUUUGAGUCUGACCACCAGUCUGGAUCAUGGUGUAAAGACCCACUACAGUCAUCAAAUAAGAUCUACUACAUGCCCUGGACACCGUAUCGCACAGAUACACUGACUGAGUACUCAUCUAAAGAGGACUUUAUUGCAGGUCGCCCCACCACCACAUACAAACUACCGCAUCGGGUGGACGGCACAGGGUUUGUGGUGUUUGAUGGUGCACUUUUCUUCAACAAGGAGCGUACACGCAACAUCGUUAAAUUUGACCUGCGAACUCGUAUCAAGAGUGGCGAAGCAAUCAUCGCUAACGCCAACUACCACGACACAUCGCCAUAUCGCUGGGGUGGGAAAUCCGACAUCGAUCUGGCAGUAGAUGAAAAUGGACUCUGGGUGAUUUACGCCACCGAACAGAACAAUGGACGAAUUGUUGUAAGUCAGCUCAACCCUUACACACUGCGUGUUGAGGGGUCAUGGGAUACGACAUACGAUAAGCGUUCGGCCUCCAACGCGUUCAUGAUCUGCGGAAUCCUCUAUGUAGUGAAGAGCGUUUAUGAAGAUGAUGAUAACGAAGCACUGGGGAAUAAAAUCGACUAUAUGUACAACACAGACAAGAGUCGUGAAACGCACCUCAGCAUUCCAUUCCCAAAUUCAUACCAAUAUAUCUCAGCUGUAGACUACAACCCCCGAGACAAUUUGCUGUAUGUGUGGAACAACUACCAUGUUGUCAUAUAUUCCCUGGACUUUGGAAACAACGACAACAGACUGGGCUUUGAUCCUCCUUCUUCAGUCCUGCUGCCUGAUGCUCUUCCUCCAGUUCGAAGCUCAACAACUCCUCCUCGGCCAUAUACAGGCACGCUUCGCCCCACUCUCACUACUACGACGACCACUAUGGCUCCGCCCCGCCGCCAUAACAACAUCCUCCCAGAAGCCCUGACACGGUCACCUCCCUCCCCGCAGACUCCAGUCACUGUUGACUAUUGCUCUCCACGUCUCACUGCCGAAAUCUCCUGGCCACGGACGCACCAGGGACAAGUUGCUAAGCAACCAUGCCCACCUGGCACCAUAGGUGUAGCUACGUUUAAGUGUUUGCUUGGCUACUGGGAACCAAAGGGACCCGAUUUGAGCAACUGCACCUCACCCUGGACCAAUCACAUUACUCAGAGAAUGAGAUCGGGUGAGACUGCUGCCAUGGUAGCACGGGAGUUGGCUGAACAGACGAAGGGAGAGUUGAGACCCGGAGACGUUCCCUCUACAGUUAAAGCCAUGGCACAGCUGGUGGAACUACUGGACGUACAGCUGCGUAAUCUCACCCCAGGAGGAAAAGACACUGCAGCACGUAGCUUAAACAAGCUUCAGAAAAGAGAGAGAUCCUGCCGUUUAUUCAUACAGGCCAUGGUAGAGACGGUAAAUAACCUGCUGCAGGUGAGAUCUCAGACGGCGUGGAGAGAGCUGUCUGUGGCUGAGCAGCUGCGAUGUGCAACAAUGCUACUAGACACGGUGGAGACAGGAGCCUUCAUGCUCGCAGACAACCUCCUCAAAACAGACACCAUACAAGAGAGCACCGACAACAUCCAACUGGAGGUGGCACGUCUGAGUACAGAUGGCAGUCUGACUGAUCUAAGUUUCCCUCAGUCUGGACUAACAGGCAACUCCAUCCAUCUCUCAGCCAACACACUAAAACAACAAGGACGCAAUGGUGAGAUCCGCUUGGCACUGGUUCUCUAUAAGAAUCUGGGCCAGUACUUGUCCACGGAGAAUGCUAGCGUGAGGCUGAGCAGUGAAGCGGCCUAUCCAAACCAUUCCCUGAUAGUCAACUCACCUGUUAUUACCGCAGCCAUUAAUAAAGACAGUAACAAAGUCUACCUAUCUGAACCUGUGGUCUUCACUGUCAAACACAUACAGCAAUCAGAAGAGAACUUCAAUCCAAACUGCUCUUUUUGGAGUUACUCCAAACGCACCAUGACUGGAUAUUGGUCCACUCAGGACUGCAGACUACUGGGCACCAACCGCACACACACCUCCUGUUCCUGCACACACCUCACCAACUUUGCAGUGCUUAUGGCCCACGUGGAAGUCAAGAAAUCGGACCAGGUGCACGAGCUGUUGUUGGACGUCAUAACGUGGGUGGGGAUCCUGCUGUCUCUGGUCUGUCUGCUCAUCUGCAUCUUCACCUUCUGUUUUUUCCGCGGUCUCCAAAGCGACAGGAACACCAUCCACAAGAAUCUCUGCAUCUCGCUCUUCAUUGCCGAAACACUGUUCCUCACCGGCAUCAAUCGCACCGACCAGCCUAUUGUGUGCGCCGUGUUUGCGGCCCUGUUGCAUUUCUUCUUUCUGGCUGCAUUUACGUGGAUGUUUCUGGAAGGUGUUCAGCUGUACAUCAUGCUGGUGGAAGUGUUCGAGAGCGAGUACUCGCGCACCAAGUACUUCUAUCUCACCGGAUAUGGAGUGCCUGCUGUUAUAGUGGCUGUGUCUGCUGCGGUGGACUUCCGCAGCUAUGGAACCGAAAGAGUAUGCUGGCUAAGGUUAGAUACAUACUUCAUAUGGAGUUUUAUUGGGCCUGCUACUCUAAUCAUCAUGCUGAAUGUUAUUUUCCUGGGUAUUGCACUCUAUAAGAUGUUUCACCAUACGGCGAUUCUAAAACCUGACUCUGGUUGCCUGGACAACAUCAAGUCGUGGGUCAUAGGUGCCAUAGCUCUGCUGUGUCUUCUUGGUCUGACCUGGGCGUUUGGGCUGAUGUAUAUCAAUGAGAGUACAGUCAUCAUGGCCUACCUCUUCACCAUCUUCAAUUCGCUGCAGGGAAUGUUCAUCUUCAUAUUUCACUGCAUCCUGCAGAAAAAGGUGCGUAAGGAAUAUGGCCGGUGUCUUCGCACACACUGCUGCAGUGGAAAGAGUGUGGAAUCAACUAUCUCCACUUCAACUAAGACUAGCACAGCCCGCACACCUGGACGCUAUUCCACCAAUUCACAGAGUCGUAUUCGUAGGAUGUGGAAUGAUACCGUCAGAAAGCAGUCAGAAUCAUCUUUCAUCACGGCUGAUCUGAACAGCACAGCCACACUCAACAGAGGUACCAUGGCUAAUCAUCUCAUCUCCAAUGCUCUGUUACGUCCUCAUGGCACUAAUCCCUAUAACACACUACUUGGAGAGUCUGCUGUGUACAAUAACCCAACUGCCAACAUGUUCAACACGCAAGCCUCCUACAGAGAUUCAAAGAGCAUUCUGAAUAAUGCACGAGACUCCAGUGUCAUGGAUACGCUGCCACUUAACGGUAACCAUGGCAACAGCUACGGUGUGACAGCAGGUGAUUACCUUACCUACAGUUCUCGUGGCAGCGAGCCGCCAACUACGCUUGAGAAAAAGAUCUUGAAAGAGCUGACGGCAAACUACGCUCCGUCGUACCUAAACACUCAAGAGCGACAGGGGAAAGCUCACCAGGGGACCUUAACCAACAAACUCAACAACCACCUGGCCAACGGAGGGGUCACGGGGUCAUCAUCCAUCACCAAGGAAGAAGUAAUGGUGCUCGAUAACCCUGGAGCGUUUCAUCGGCAUGAUGACGGGGGUGGGUUAAGCUUAGAGCUCAUUAGGGAGGAGUCACAAGCACCGCUCCUCCCACCGAGACCGCCCCCACCAGAAAACCAUGCCCCCUUGCACACGUUCUCGGCCCACCGGCGACUGCCACAGGAGAAUAGCGAGAGCUUCUUCCCACUGCUCCCUAAUGACACACACACACACUCCUCGCACACGCAAACUCCCCGUGCGCACACACACUCCCCGCUAAGAGACUCGCUCUAUACCAGCAUGCCCACUCUGACUGACCUCCCACACGGCACUGAUGACCUCAUCAACGGUCUCCAUGACGACGAAGAUGAUGAGGAAGACGAUGGCGAGGAGGAAGAGGGAAGGGAACUGCACCUGACCAAUGGCAAAGGGGUUGUCAUGGAGACAGACGACGUGUACUACAAGAGCAUGCCGAACCUGGGCUCGCGGAACCACAUACAGGAACUAGAGAGCUACUAUCAGAUGGGUCGGGGGGGCAGUGACGGGUUCAUCGCCCCACCUGAGAAAGAAGACUCAUCACCCGAAGAACAGCCACCAGACCCCUCACAGCUGGUCACAAGCCUGUAGACACUGACACAUAUACACACACACACACACACGCAUUCUGACUGGUGUGUGUGUGUGACACAAUGCACAAGGCAUGGGAUACACUACCUACUGCACUGAUAGACCUCUAGAAAGACUGAUUCCAGAUAGCCCCUGGCUCCAGUAAAUACAAGUAUCCUGUACCAAUCUGCACCAAAAUCCUGUUCGAGUUAGAGCCAGUAACCAGAAUUGGUAACCCAUUCCUGCGCUAGAACGAGCGUAGGCAGGUCUCGUGGACAUUUUCUCGUGAAUCUCCUUGUAAACUGAUCUGUUGAAUAAAACUAUUCACAGAAACGCUAGUCAAUUAGGAGACGUGAAUUCCAGUCAGACAAACUUUUUCCUCCCUCAAUCAUUUGCAUUGCACUCCUUAACCUCCAGAAAGGCCACUAUAAAAACCUUCAUCCAAUGCCGACAGCCAUUCUCCUCAAAGCUCUUAAAGGAUUAUGCCAAUGUGUGGAGGGCGUGUAAAUGCCAUUUUAGAUGACUGUGUAUGAUAAUGUGACCACCAACCCAGACUCUGAACUCUUCGAUCAUACUGAACUGUAUAACCCACAAUUUCUCUAGACUUCUCUAUGAUUCUGUGCUGCACACAUUCCUUCUCGUUUCGCACCGAUCUUGUUUCUGAGCGUAAAAUCACACAAGCGCAUCUAAUCUUUAAGACUGAGGAAGCAUCUCUUUUUCGUACGUUUAUGUUUCAGUAAUAAUCUCAGUUAUCGAGAGGUAAUAUUCACUAAUUACAACGAAAUGGAGCAAAUUUUCAUGCAAAAUGUAAAGUUCCCUGAUAUUGCAUAUGAUCUUAUGCGUUUCAUGUUUUUGACAUAUUUUGCCCCUUGUAUGUGUUUUUAUAGACUAGACCAAUCCCAUGAUGCUGUGAUGGUCCUCCAUAAUACUUUUCCUUAUAACACACAGCACACACAUAUCAACAUUCAUAACCCACAUUCUCUCUUCUUAAUAGCCAAAAAACACUGUUGCAGUUCUCUUGUUUGAAAGGAUGACCAUCACACUCUCUUUUUUUCCAAAUGCAACACUUUGUCAUUCUAAUUCCCACUGUGUUGAUUAUUUCCAAGAGACUCUGGGGAACCGACUGUUUUGUGAUGGACAGCUAUUGCAGAUGGGAUCCCAUAGCUGUCCAUGAUACUGGAAUGUUGUAAUGUCAUGAAUUCUAGAGUGCUUACCCUUGAACACAUCACAUUUUGUGUUCCAGAGCAGAAAUUGUCCUUUGGAUGCAGGUUGAAGAAUUAUGGCUAUUCCAGUCAUUUGAGUUGUUUGGACCUCAUUGUAACCAGGCUAAAAUUGUUCUCAGGCUAAACAAUUUUUUGUUAUCUUAUUGUGAAGAUUUCACAUACCAAUUCUAUUUUUAACAGUUCAGUCAAAAAGGGUAAGAUUAAAAAAAACUAGUGGCAAAGUGUAUCGAAACUAUUUACCUGGUCCAAGUCCAGUUGAAUUUACAUUUAAAUUUGUGGACUGGAGAAAUCAUGAUUUAAAGUCAUGCAGUCCAGAUGGAGCAUGUGUAAACAAAUAAAUUAGCCCUGUAAAUGAACUACAGACAAGGAGUAUGGGACCUUAAACCGAGUGGUUUUGAAGAUGGCAACAGCCUUGAAAAUGUUGUUUUCUAUAAAACUACUGUUUACUUGAUCUUAGACUGAGACUCCCUGUAGCUUGCACAUCUUUCCCUUGUUAACCCACCCUGAGAAAAUUGACAUAUUUAUUCCUGUGAUUCAGUCUUUUUUUUAUUCUUCAUUUUUCAACAGAUCAGAAAUGUAGGAUCUUAGAGAGGGUUGUAAAAGAAUCGGAUUGGCACUGAGACCUUUUUUAUUGUUAUUAUCAUCAAUAUUAUUAUUAUUACAGUAUCAAUGAAAUUAUUAUUUAUUCUUUUCAUAUGCAUUCUAAACUGAAUGAACUCAUAACUAAUAUUUGUUGUAACAGUGAAAGUUGUUUGCCAACAAAUAAAAUGACUGAAUUAAUAUUUACAAUA
Molecule: messenger RNA, 7082 nt
Organism: Myxocyprinus asiaticus (Chinese sucker)
Lineage: Eukaryota; Metazoa; Chordata; Actinopteri; Cypriniformes; Catostomidae
Gene: adgrl3.1
Product: adhesion G protein-coupled receptor L3.1
Exons: 24
Coding region: 473-5089 (1538 amino acids)
Biological process (GO): brain development; cell surface receptor signaling pathway; synapse assembly
Cellular component (GO): glutamatergic synapse; axon; cell-cell junction
Molecular function (GO): carbohydrate binding; G protein-coupled receptor activity
Source: RefSeq, a predicted model, not a curated record